This is a messenger RNA of Helicoverpa armigera (cotton bollworm), 1829 nucleotides long. Its product is annotated as alkaline phosphatase, tissue-nonspecific isozyme. Gene Ontology annotation, biological process: dephosphorylation. The coding region runs from base 176 to 1702 and encodes 508 amino acids. The record is from RefSeq and is a predicted model, not a curated record. Gene Ontology annotation, molecular function: alkaline phosphatase activity. NCBI's taxonomy places the organism in Eukaryota, Metazoa, Arthropoda, Insecta, Lepidoptera, Noctuidae. The transcript is spliced from 9 exons.
AAAUCAUUACUAAAAGUAAUUCCCAAACAGUUGUAUCGAGACUUUAGCGCCGUGAUCAUUGUGCUCAGAAACAUUCCAUUUUUAAAAUGUAUUCCAUUUUUGAAUGUCUGAAUUAAUUUACGACCAGUGACAGUUUUUUUGUGUUUUUUUUUUAUUUUAAAUUUUGACGGACAAAAUGGCGCAAUUUUUGACAGUUUGUUUUUUGUAUGUGGUGACGUUAUUGUACGUUAGUACAAGGAGUAUACAUAAAAGUAAUUCAGAAACGCCGACAUUCGACGAAAAGAAUAGGGAUCAUUGGAAUUUGCAAGCGCAAUGGAUAUUACGAACAAAGUUAGCCAGUCCUCUAAACACGAAGGUUGCAAAGAACGUGAUCCUAUUUCUUGGAGAUGGCAUGAGUAUCACCACACUGGCAGCCACCAGGGUGUACCUCGGCCAGAAGUAUGGACAUCUUGGUGAAGAGCUGAAGCUGAGCUUUGAAGCUUUUCCUUACACAGGAUUAGCAAAGACGUACUGCGUAGACCACAACGUAGCUGACUCCGCAUGCAGUGGCACUGCUUACCUGACUGGAGUGAAGGCCAACAGCGGGACUGUGGGCCUGAGCGCGGCCGUCAAACGUGGGGACUGUAAGGGCCAAAGAGAUGGCAUACAUUCCGUCACGGGCCUCAUGGACUGGGCCCAGAAAGCGGGGAAGGGCACUGGUUUCGUGACCACCACAAGAGUGACGCACGCGACCCCAGCGGCGUCGUAUGCUCACUCAGCAGACAGACGGUGGGAAGCCGAUAGUGACCUGCCGAAGAAAGGGCUGCGCUGUGAGGAUAUAGCCACGCAGCUGGUCAAGGGACAGGUUGGCAGCAAAAUUGAUGUCAUAUUAGGAGGUGGUCGCCGAAACUUCUUCUCCAAAAACCAAAAAGACAUUGAAGGAUACAACGGCUACAGAAGCGACGGAGUAGACUUGAUCAGAGAAUGGAAACUUAAGAAAGAGGCUCUUGGAGUCUCCCCAAAAUACGUGUAUCACAAAGCUGGUCUUCUAAGCCUCGAUGAGAAUCAUUAUAACUCAGUCUUAGGCCUGUUUUCUCCGGACCAUAUGCCUUAUCAUUUGGAAGCGGGAGAUGAUGAUCCUACUCUGAGUGAGAUGACGCAGAAAGCGAUACAGAUUUUGAAGAAGAAAAAGAAUGGUUUCUUCUUGUUUGUUGAAGGAGGAAGAAUAGACACAGCUCACCAUGAAACGAAGACUCGUAAAGCGCUCGAUGAGACGGCUGAAUUCGCUAAAGCGGUUGAAGCUGCUUUAAGAUUAGUGGACUUGCAAGAGACCUUAGUAGUUGUGACCUCAGACCAUAGCCAUACCAUGACGUACAAUGGUUAUAGUAAACGAGGAACUGAUAUAUUGGGACUUGCUAAUAAGAUGAAUGGUUCAGAUAAUAUGCCGUACACCAUCCUGAGCUACGCCAACGGUCCAGGGUACAAACCUGAUGAUCAGCACCAGAAGAGACAUAACUUAGCUUUCGAUAACUUAAGCCACAUAAACUACACGUACCCAGCAUUAGUGCCUAUCGCUCGGGAGACUCACGGAGGUGAAGACGUGGCGGUCUUCGCCAGAGGUCCUUGGGCACAUUUGUUCACUGGCAACUAUGAACAGAACUUCUUACCUCAUGCUAUAGCAUAUGCUGCUUGCAUGGGACCAGGACUUACCAGUUGUAAAUAGCAGCCAGUUCAAUAAUGUACAAAAAAUCAUCAUCAUCCUGCCCUUAUCCCAAUUUUUUAUUUGCAGCAUGUUUUCUUCUUCCAUACUCUUCUGUCUGCCGUCAUCUAAUAAGCAUACAACAUUCUUU